Penicillium samsonianum is the source of this 2837-nucleotide messenger RNA. Its product is annotated as putative sister chromatid separation protein (Src1). Lineage: Eukaryota; Fungi; Ascomycota; Eurotiomycetes; Eurotiales; Aspergillaceae. Gene Ontology annotation, cellular component: nuclear inner membrane. Bases 387 to 2582 code for a protein of 731 amino acids. The transcript has 2 exons. The record is from RefSeq and is a predicted model, not a curated record. Gene Ontology annotation, molecular function: chromatin binding.
CCGAAUCCAAGCCAAAAAAAAGGGAGAGACAUCUGUUCCUUGAGUUUUAUUACCUACAUUCACAUCGUUCGAGUCGAUAGUCCCAACGUCGGCCGUUUUUUCCUGCUCCACCUGUUGCCCUGGCUACGAACUGAACAAAUUAUCGAACCGGGUCUGGCGUAAUUAACAGCUCGACAGAAAAAAACAACACUUCUCCUACCCCAGUUAAAAUUCGAAAAAGGGAGCGAUCGGUGGCAUUUCACUCGCAUAUUGAAAUCUCGUCUAGCCACGCACCGUGCUGCAAGUUCGGUGUCCAUAUUAACAAAACCCCCCUAAACUACGCCAUUUCGGUCGGGGUGUUCGCACAUUAAUCUUGCCGCAACGUUGCACAUUACACGCCACACAAAAUGGCGGAUGACCUGGAAUACCUCCAUCCAGAUUUCGAUCUGAACUCUCUCACCGUUCCUCGUCUCCGCUCCAUCCUCGUCAGCCACGAUAUUCCGUACCCUGCCUCGGCAAAGAAGGCUCAGCUGAUUGGCAUCCUUGAAGAUGAAGUCCUUCCGCAAGCCAGAAAGCUCUUGCGCGACCGCGACACGGUUCGACGAACCAGUGCGGGGAUUACUGAUAUGAGCAGUCGGUCGACAUCAGUGGCUAGCGACGCGAACGACAGAGAGUCGAUGCCUCCUCCACCCACACCCUCAACAGUCGGAUCCACAAGCAGAGGCCAGCGAGGUACAUCGCGACGCAGCACCCGUCACUCAACGGUAGAGACCGAUGAUGGUCUCGGUCCUGCCACACCUGUCAGAAACACAAAGCGCACGAGCGUUGCUCGCUCGGUGGGUAAACACGCUCGCACGUCUGACACGGAAACCGGCGACGACACACUCGCCACUCCCGUCGCUGCUACCCGUCCUACGCCUCGCAAAUCUACAGCUAGAAAAGUCGGACGGAGCGAGGUCCUCCCCUCCACAGAAGUGGAUGAACACACUCCUGGUGUCAAGUCAGAAUCACGCAACGAGAGCAUGUUUACGGAUGACAAUCCUUUCCAGAGUGGAAGCCCUGAGGCUCCUAAAAGCGCAAGGAUGAGCUAUGACGGGAAGCGCAAGAGCGUUUCGCGUUUAUCUACCGACAGCCCAGCCCGGGGCCGCGGACUCAGGUCGCGGAAAUCAGCAACGCCGUCCAGCCUUCAGCAAAAUGAUGGUUUCCAGCCACCCAGGCGGGAUUCGUUUGAUUUCGCCUCCCGGUUGAUGCCUCCACAGGAGGAGCCCGAGGAGGAGUCGGAAGAAUCGGAGGAUGAUGAUGAAAGCGAAAUUAAGGCCGGUGAAGAAUUCACGCCUGAGGAACAGCUCGCUAUGUCUAUGGAGAAUGAUCAGUACUCGCCACAAGUUCAGGCUAGGCGACGGCCCCAAAAGCAAGGAACUCUCAGCCGCUUGGCCCCUUGGGUGGUCAUCCUUUCACUUGCCGGCAGUUUUGGUAUCUGGUGGCGCAAAGAAAAGCUCGAGAUUGGAUAUUGCGGCCUGGGAAAGCCCACCUGGUCUUUGGCAGAGACCAAGGUUCCUGAGUGGGCGAAUGUUCUGGAGCCUCGGUGCGAGCCGUGCCCAAGCCACGCCUUCUGCUACCCGGACUUCGAAGUGCGCUGCGAAAAUGAUUUCCUUUUGAAGCCGCAUCCUCUUGCCCUCGGUGGCCUAGUGCCGUUGCCGCCAACAUGUGAACCCGAUAGUGAAAAGGAACGCCGCGUGAAGGCUGUUGCUGAUAAAGCUGUUGAGGAGCUUCGUGAGCGCCGGGCAAAGUGGGAAUGCGGUCAGCUGAAGGAAGACGGCAAGGGCGCCAGAUCUCCAGACAUCAGCGAGCCAGAGUUGAGGGAAGAGGUGGCCAAGAAGCGCCGCAAGGGCUUGAGUGACACCGAAUUUGAUGAGCUGUGGAAGGGCGCCAUUGGCGAGAUCCUUGGCAAAGAUGAAGUUAUCAGCAAGACCAAGCAAAAUUCCGACAUCCUCGUCCUCUCCUCUACCUCCAUUGCACGGCUCCCACUCGCAUGCGCCGUCCGCCGCCACUUCCGACUCGCUCUCCUCGCGUAUCGACUCCCUAUUUCACUUCUAAUCUUGACCAUUGGUCUCCUUGUGUACGCUCGUGCGCGUGUGCUUGCACGUCGGUCUGACAUUGCUCGCGUGCCUGAAUUGGUAGCUACAACCCUUGACCGACUAUCCACACAGGCUGCACUAUACGCCCGCGGCGAUGCCAAAGAACCUCAUAUUGCCAUUGGUCAGCUCCGCGAUGACGUCCUCCGCUUUGAACUCCAAGGCAAGCGUCGCGAGGAGCUCUGGCGACGGGUCCGCAACUUUGUCGAGGGCAACGCUAACGUCCGUGCUUCGGUGCGAGAAGGACGUAGCGGUGAUGUUUCUCGAGUCUGGGAGUGGAUCGGUGGGAUCAACGCUGUCGGCGAGCCGGAACAUACUGGCCGCCGUGAAAGUGCACGCUUCUCUAUCCCUUCUCCAUCAGGGAACAUUUUGGCAAGCCCUCACACCCCUGCGGGCGAAAGUCAACCCGAGCCUAUUUCUAGUCCGAGAGAGUCUCGCCGCUGGGAUGAGGGCCGUCCGAUCUACUGAUUCUCGUCCUGCUCUCUGGAGGAUACGUUGGUAUUUCUACACGCUGCUCGACCGUGACUGUAUUCUUUUUGAUAUCCCACCCGUUUUUCUUUUCCGAUGUAUGAGAUAUGGCUCUUUUUUCCCGGGUUUUUUUUCUUUUUACACACUUUAUUCCCUGUUUCCUUUGCCUACUUCUUCAGAACAUAUUCCUGUCCGUCCAUACAAAUUCCAUUACCCAUUCCAAUCAAAAUCUUCAUUUUUCUCAGACAGACACAA